AUGCCGGUGUGUAGUGGUUUGUCGGCUUCUGUACAGCCAUCUGAUGAGGACAAGCAGCACCUCACACCUGUUGUAAAAGAUUAUUUAACUAAACAGCUUGGUCAAGAACCCUCCGUGGUUAAGAUCACCGAAGUCAGCCGGCAGAUUGUCAACGGAACUAACCACUUCCUCAAGACGAUGAUAAUAUUUGGCAUGUUCGAGUUCAUGUGGCUUUACCUUGCCAUGGAGUCCAUAGCCACAGGGCCUACGAUUGGAUCAGUAGAUCAACUGGGUCACUUUCAUUCCACACGAACCGUUCGGCGAAGCCGUGUCAUGCAAAGCAUUCCAGGUCAUGGGACAACCUCCAACUGUUUCACUGUCGAUCCACUUCGUGACAGCGGUGGUCAAACUACAGCCCAGGCGCAGACCACGCCCACUCCAAACGCCGGUUUGAGGGUGCUUUGUAUCCUUAUGCAACUUCCUCUCAGUAGAGCCGUAGGACAAGCGGAUAUUCGGGCCUACGUAAGACUUCAUGUAAACCCAGCCUUGGUGAGGCAUUUGAGGGGCGCAAAUCUUUCAAGGGUGAAAAGUGACAUUGCCGGUGACAGUCACGGUGGGACUUGCAUUCUUGGACCUUUAGUAAACUCGAGGGUUAUGUACUUGCUCCAUCCUAGUCCGACGCCUCCAACAGAGGAAGAAAAGAAGAGACUCCUGCCUCCGGUGGAAGAAUACAUGCAAAGUGUGCUUGGUCAAGUACCAGGCGAUAUAGAGCUACUUGAACUGGUGUCUGAAAUGGAUAGGGGAUGCUUUUAUGGUGUAAAGGUUAAAUUCGGUGAACAGCUAUGGCACAUGCAGUUGUACCAUUCACCAAUUAUUUACGGUAUUGAUAUAAUUGCGCUCAAGCAUCAUGCGGCACAAGAAGAUGAACGCCUCCAUCCGUAUUAG
This is a messenger RNA of Echinococcus granulosus, 924 nucleotides long. RefSeq lists its product as hypothetical. Lineage: Eukaryota; Metazoa; Platyhelminthes; Cestoda; Cyclophyllidea; Taeniidae. The transcript is spliced from 6 exons. Bases 1 to 924 code for a protein of 307 amino acids. The record is from RefSeq and is a predicted model, not a curated record.